Molecule: messenger RNA, 2985 nt
Organism: Penicillium salamii
Lineage: Eukaryota; Fungi; Ascomycota; Eurotiomycetes; Eurotiales; Aspergillaceae
Source: the annotation of a GenBank genome assembly
AUGGCAUCAGAUCAAGUUGUCUUGCCCGCCUCGUGCAUUCCUUCAAAACGGUCUUUGGAUACGACUUCUGACAUUCCAUCAACCUCCCAAGCCAUGAUUGGACUUUCCGACGAUGAUCCUAGAAAUGAUGCUGCUGGCCCCAGUGCCCCAGAGCAACGCUUGUCUUUGGGGUCUAUUCAAACACAUUUCAAUUACUGCAGCGCCAUGAGCAGUGUUUCACAUUCAUCUCACUUUAAUACCGAAGAAUCACCAGGUGAUACCUCAGAUGCGAAGAGAUCAAUGACAUCGGACCCUCCGCUACCUCACUCCGGGCCAGAUACACUACCUAUUCUUUCUGGCAAUGAAGAGAUUGAAAGACGCAUGUUUCUGCCGGGAUCUCCUUCUCCAACAAACCACUCCCCAAGUGGAAAUAAUGAUGACAUGAACCUUGCGAACUUGUCUAAUUCUGUCCAACCUACGCCUGAUUCUAUACCAGUCGCAUUGAUGCAAUCUCUCCCAUUUAUCGCACCAGAUGACAUUGACGAUCUGGACGGCGAGACUUCUGAGGCUGAUUCGUCCACUGGAAGCUCCUCUGUGUUCGAAGAAGACCUCACAUCAACCUACACAGCCUCACUACUAUCCGAAGCAGAGAAUUUCACAUACGAAAAUGGAAGGCGAUAUCAUUCGUACCGCGAAGGUACAUAUGUCCUUCCAAACGAUGAACCCGAACAAGAUCGACAGGAUCUCCUUCACCACGUCCGAAACCUGGUUCUUCACGGCCGGCUCUUCCACGCCCCCUUGGAAAAAGAUAUUCAACGAGUCCUGGAUAUCGGAACGGGCACCGGGAUAUGGGCCAUCGACUUCGCAGACGCUUUUCCCAGCGCUCAGGUCAUAGGGAUUGAUCUAAGUCCCAUCCAGCCUGCAUGGGUUCCGCCCAACUGUCGAUUUAUCGUUGACGACGCAGAGGCGGCUUGGCUAUAUAGCAGAUCCCAGCCUUUCGACUAUAUUCAUUCUCGCGACAUGGGUGGUUCUAUCUCGGACUGGCCAAGGUUGCUGGCUCAGGGAUUUCAGCAUCUGCGUCCUGGUGGCUGGAUUGAGCUGUGUGAGUUUGAGGUUAUGCUAAGAUCUGAUGAUGAUUCGAUUGCUCUUGCUCCGACACUGUGUGAGUUUCUUGGUCAUCUAGAUCAGGCUAGUGCUCGCUUCAAUCGGCCCAUGAAUAUUGCCCGAUAUCAUCGACAGCACUUGAUCGAGGCUGGUUUUGAAAAUGUACACGAUGACACUUUCAAGGUGCCGUCAAGUACAUGGCCUAGUGAUCCUUUGAAUAAGGAGAUCGGCAAAUACAAUCUAUGCUCUCUUCUGCUAGCAGUCGAAUCUUACUCGCUGGCUCUUUUUACUCGUGUGUUGGGAUGGUCGAAUGAACGAACCCAGGUCUUCCUGGCUGGGGUACGGCGGGAGCUCAAAAAUCCCGAUGUUCGUAGUUAUUGCAUCUUGCAUGUCCCGUUGCAUGUCUGGUUAGUUGCAUACGUACACCCCCAUCCGCAUAAGGCUGCCACACAGUACCGUCCAGGUGUUAAUCAUCAACAGCCUUUCCUCUGGCUGAUCUACAGUAUUGCCUAUUCUUUCUUCUCGCCUUUGCGCCAUUUUCCAGGCCCAUUCCUCUGGUGCAUAUCUCGCAUCCCGUCAAAUAUCUCUGUUCUCCGCGGUACGAACCACCUCGAUAUCUUGGCCCUGCAUGCAAAGUACGGUCCAGUCGUGGGACUUGCUUUCCUAAGGAUCGGAGCCAUUAUGAGCCUCCGGCACGUUGAUCAUUUGGUCUGUGCGGUUGAUGAUGCAUGUCAUGCGAGGCAGAGACGACUUAUUGCGCAUGCUUUUUCGAAAAAGGCACUUAGGGAGCAGGAAGGCCUGAUUGGUGGUUAUGUCGACACUUUGAUUGCCAAGCUACGGACUAGUAUUCGAGAGGGAACGUCUGUGGUUGAUAUCAAAGCAUGGAUGAAUUUCACGACUUUCGACAUUACUGGGGAUCUGAUGUUUGGCGAGUCUUUUGAUUGCUUAAAAGAUAAACAGUUACAUCCUUGGAUUGGAAUGAUCUUCAAAUCAAUGAAGGCUAUUGCUUUCAUUGGGGUCGUGAACCAGUUCCCAGCCCUGAAGGCACUGUUGAACAGGCUGCUCCCUGGUGAUGUCAAGCGCGUUGGUCAAGAACAUUUCAAGCUAACUGCACAGAAGAUUGACAAGCGGUUGGAGGCUAACAUUUCUCGAUCUGACUUUUUGUCCGCGAUGUUGCACAAUGGGUUGAGUGAGCGAGUGGGCCAGUAUGACGCUGGUGAGCGUAUCAUGACCAGGGCAGAGAUCCAUUCAAAUGGCUUCAUCCUCAUCGUUGCUGGUAGUGAAACAUCCGCAACCCUACUUUCCGGUUGUAUCUACUACCUGUGCCGGACACCAUGCGCGAUGGCGAAACUCACUACGGAAAUACGAUCGGCUUUCACCCAAGAUAGUAACAUGACAUUCCGAUCUUUGGAAGAUCUGCAAUACCUCGUCGCCGUCAUUAACGAAUCACUGCGCAUGUAUCCGCCCUUUGUUACGAGUCUGGCACGUCUUGUGCCUGAAGGUGGGGCGCUUGUGAGUGGUCACUUUGUACCUGAGAAUACAGUCGUUGCAUGCCAUCACUAUGCUUCCUACCACUCCGAGUCGAAUUUCAGGUAUCCCGAUCAAUUCAUACCCGAGCGCUGGUUGGAUGAUCCUGCCUUUGCAAAUGACCGAAAAGAUGUCCUGCAACCAUUUAGUCUGGGGCCUCGUGGUUGUCUUGGAAAAGAGCUUGCGAAUUGCGAGAUCCGUCUCAUUCUUUGCAAGCUCCUCUUUAAUUUCGACCUUCAGCUUCAUCCCGAGAGCGUGAAUUGGCCCAAUCAAAAGGUCUACUAUCUCUGGAGUAAACCACCCCUCAUGGUCUCUCUCAAGGACAGACUCUUAAACUCUCAAACGGAGAAUCCUCAACUGUUCAUGACAAGCUGA